This is a messenger RNA of Aspergillus calidoustus, 909 nucleotides long. NCBI's taxonomy places the organism in Eukaryota, Fungi, Ascomycota, Eurotiomycetes, Eurotiales, Aspergillaceae. The record is from the annotation of a GenBank genome assembly.
AUGCAGAACAGCAUUGAAGAUCACGAAGACGCCGGCUGCGACGUCGCCGAGGCCGCCGCCAGACCACCAAGCUGGAUGUCAUAUUCAGGCUACUCACUGGACCCUUGGUACCAGUACCCCGACGCCGGAAACACCAACGAAUGGUACUCGGCGGCAUCCGCCUCCGCAGAGAGAAACGCAACGCUAAGCGGAACAACCCACCUGGAUUACCACACCACCCCUCAAGACAGACUGCGAAGAGCGGAUCCAUCCCCGUUGUAUUACAGCCACCUUGACACACACGGCCAGAGUGCCGCGGUUGCAAGCACAGCCGCUGGGAGUGCGUACACAACUACACCGCUACAGCGCGAUGUUUCCUAUCAGGCUGACUCAACCUUGACGUUGAGCCCAACCUCAGCCUUGCCUUCUGCCCCUCCUAUCUCGGAAGGGACGCCAGUCGCUGCUUAUGGUGGCUAUCCCCGCGGCCAACGCCCCGUGAACACGCGCUCCGACAGUCGGACCUUUCCUUCGAGACGGACUCGCCCCUCGACUAUCCAACCUCGCCAACCCCGCGAAGACGAUUCCUCAUACCCACCCUCGCAGUAUCUCCAUGCCCCCGGCCACACGCUGCUCGCCCCUUCCCCCGCUACCUCCCCCGUCCCAACCCAAAUCGCCUCCCCAUCCCUGACCGCAAUCCACUCCCCCACUCUGUCCUCACUCGCGACGCAAACUCCCUUCACCCCAAAACGCUGUGGGUGGGUGGGCUGCGAGAGCGACACGUUAUUUACAACCGAGUCCGGCCUUAUGAGACACCUCCGGACCAUACACGUCUCGCGGGAGGCUUACCCCUGCGUGGAGGUAGGCUGUCCCAUGAAGUUUGGGAGAAAUGACCACCUCGUUGCCCACCAGAAGAGGAGACAUGGGGUUUAG